Molecule: messenger RNA, 453 nt
Organism: Trematosphaeria pertusa
Lineage: Eukaryota; Fungi; Ascomycota; Dothideomycetes; Pleosporales; Trematosphaeriaceae
Exons: 1
Coding region: 111-395 (94 amino acids)
Source: RefSeq, a predicted model, not a curated record
ACGAACUUUUGGAGGCCAAGCCAUCAUCAUAGCCUGCAUGACCUUUUGGACCCGCCGGCCGCGAGUGGAGUGAAGAAGAAGAGGGGGAAGAGAGGCGGUGUGCGCUUUAUAUGCUUUCCCGGUACGUGCACAAGGGAACAUCUUGCUGCGAGUCCAUCCACGAGACCUUGGCAGGGAUUGCAGCAUUAUCGUACCGGUUAGUAGCCGUUUGGUCCUCCUCACUGUCCCUUGCCUAUACAAGCCUACUGUUCCUUCUUCUUUCCUCACUCUUCGUUCUCCCCGUUUCUGAAGAAUUCUCAACUAAAAAUCGGCAAAGAGGAAGCCAUGUUCUUCGCCUGUGCCUCCGGAGCGCAUCCUGGAUACAUCCAAGAAGCCAUAUCCUUGGGCCAAUAUGACCUGGAAGAAUAUCAUGGAAGGGUCUUCGACAGGCGGCGUAUCUACUAUGAAAACCUG